This is a messenger RNA of Anthonomus grandis grandis, 622 nucleotides long. RefSeq lists its product as uncharacterized. NCBI's taxonomy places the organism in Eukaryota, Metazoa, Arthropoda, Insecta, Coleoptera, Curculionidae. The record is from RefSeq and is a predicted model, not a curated record. The transcript has 6 exons. Bases 132 to 533 code for a protein of 133 amino acids.
ACUGACCCCUGCAUAUAUACAUACAUGUUUUCAAAAUGCAAAUAAAAACUUUUUGAAAACUAUAAAAGCCUUGGAAUUUUAACCGAUGACGACAAUAUACUUUAAAAUUUGUGCGCGAUAAGUGGUAAAGCAUGGCAAAACUUUUAAUAGUGGCAGCAUUAGCUGCUUGCGUUGUCCUAACUUCAGCAGCACCAGGUGGUUAUGGAGGCGGUGGCGGAAACCAGCUUGGUGGAGGAGGUGGGUAUGGAGGAGGUGGUAGCGGUGGAUUUGGAGGGGGCCACCAAGGUGGUGGUGGUGGAUUUGGAGGAGGUGGUCACCAAGGAGGUGGUGGAUUUGGAGGUGGCCACCAAGGGGGUGGUGGUGGAUUUGGAGGUGGCCACCAAGGAGGUAGUGGAGGACAAGGUGGAGGUUUUGGAGGUGGUCAUGGAGGAGGUUUUGGAGGCGGACAAGGGGGAGGAAUAGAUGAAGGUUUUGGCGUAGGUGGAGGUCAUGGUGGCGGACAUCAAGGAGGUUAUAAAUCCCAUGGGUACUAAAAGGACAUAAUAUAUGAGAUCCAUUUUUUUAAAAAUAAUUUUGUAUUUAGAUGUGAAUUGUUUUGUAAAUAAAAAUUAUAAAAAUUUAA